This is a messenger RNA of Megalops cyprinoides (Indo-Pacific tarpon), 5298 nucleotides long. It is a transcript of the gene tiam1a, whose product is annotated as TIAM Rac1 associated GEF 1a. The coding region runs from base 266 to 5101 and encodes 1611 amino acids. Gene Ontology annotation, molecular function: protein binding; guanyl-nucleotide exchange factor activity. The record is from RefSeq and is a predicted model, not a curated record. Gene Ontology annotation, biological process: positive regulation of axonogenesis; activation of GTPase activity; small GTPase-mediated signal transduction. NCBI's taxonomy places the organism in Eukaryota, Metazoa, Chordata, Actinopteri, Elopiformes, Megalopidae. The transcript is spliced from 28 exons. Gene Ontology annotation, cellular component: synapse; cytosol; plasma membrane.
UUGUGGACUCAUCCUCACAUGCAAGACUUGGGCUGCCGUGGAGUUGGAAGCGACGUGUGGGAAAUAACCUGAAUGGAGCGUGAAAUCCCCCCGAUGGUGUUGCUGGAAUUUCUCCGAGCUGUCUGAAAGGAGUACCCUUGUCUAGCUGCAGCCGGCAAGAGCGCCGCGACCCCUCACACCCCCCCCCCCCAGCAGUGUUUUCAGGACCAUGCUGUCUCUGAGGGAGGACGACGCCUCGUUGUUCCGGAGAUGCCAACACUGAACCAUGGGAAAUGUAGAGAGCCAGAAUGGGGACCACGCUUUCUACGGAGGAGGUGAGGGCCAUCUGUCCCGCAAGCACAUGUCGCGGUCCCUCCGCAUCUCCAGCAAGCAGUCCCGGCGGUCGCGGCACGCGUCUUCGGGCAAGGCCGAGCACAGGAACUCCGAGACCAGCACGCGCUCCAGCAGCACCCCCAGCAUCCCCCAGUCCCUGGCCGAGAACGGGCUGGAGCCCUUCAACGAGGCCGGCAUCCUGGGGGACUUCGGCAGCCCCAUCUGGGUGGACAGCGUGGCCAUGAACCUGCGGCCUGUGUCCUUCCAUGACAACCUGGCUGGCGCCCCCGCGGACGCGGCGCUGACGCCGACCCCCGGGGCGCGGGAGGGGCCGGAGGAGACGCUUUACGCGGACGACGUCACGUACCUGCAGAGGAUGAGCGACGGGCCGCGGGAGGGCAGCAGCUUCAAGAAGAAGAGGUCCAAGUCUGCGGACAUGUGGCGUGAGGACAGCCUGGAGUUCUCCCUGUCCGACCUCAGCCAGGAGCACCUCACCAGCACCGAGGAGAUCAUCGACACGGCGGACGAGAAGGACUUUGCUGAGUGUGACGGGCAGCUGCAGUCCAGCCCGCAGGGGAUGGAGCCGCUGGACUCCGGAAACAGGGCCAACUCCCUGGACGAGCUCUGCAGCCAGAAGAGCCCUGCUCUCAGAGCGCCGCGCAACCGAUUUGCCAAGUACUGCCGCGAGGGUGACAGGGCCGCCGGCGAGGACCACGAUAACAUGCUGUCCCCAUCGGAGGACGACGGGAACGGGUAUGGCGCCUACACCCUGCCUUGCCGCCGCUCCCACUGCCUGUCAGAGGGUCUGCCGAGCCAGCAGGUGGCGCUGUGCCCGAGUAUGCAGGGCCGAAGGGCACAGACCACUCAUGAUGUGACAGAGGGCAGCGAGUAUGAGGACAGCGGUAUCGACGGGGUAGCAGCGGAGCCGGAGCACCAGUCGCGUCGCUGCAAGGCCAUGUCGGCCUCCUUCUCCGUGUACUCGGCGGCGGGCAGCAGCAUGUUCGCCGGCAGCGACAGCGGCAGCAGCAGCAACGGCUGCGGCGCCGGGACUGACGGGGCCGUGCAAGGGGUGUACGAGAACUUCCGGCAGGAGCUGGAGAUGAGCUCGUGCCCAGUGACAGAGUGCCAGGAGGAGGCGGGCUCGGCCGCCAGCGACGAGCGGAGUGGCGGUACGCUAGGCUCCGCCUAUCAGUCGGACCCGCUGCUCGGCGUGACGGCCCAGGGCACGGUGCGCAAGGCCGGCGAGCUCGCCGUCAAGAACUUCCUGGUGCACAAGAAGAACAAGAAGGUGGAGCCCGCCACGCGGCGCAAGUGGAAACGCUACUGGGUGUCUCUGAAAGGUUGUACCCUGUUUUUCUAUGAGACGGAUGGACGCUCUGGGAUUGACCACAACAGCAUCCCCAAGCAUGCAGUGUGGGCAGAGAACAGCAUCGUCCAGGCCGUCCCAGAACAUCCUAAGAAGGACUUUGUGUUCUGCCUCAGCAACUCCCUGGGGGACGCCUUCCUUUUCCAGACGUCCAGUCAGACGGAGCUCGAGAACUGGAUCACGGCGCUCCACUCGGCCUGCGCGGCAGCCGUUGCCCGCCAGCACCACCGCGAUGACACCGUGCGCCUGCUGCGCUCCGAGAUCAAGAAGCUGGAGCAGAAGAUGGACAUGGACGAGAAGAUGAAGAAGAUGGGUGAGAUGCAGCUCUCCUCCGUCACUGACGCCAAGAAGAGGAAGACCAUUCUGGAGCAGAUCUUCCUCUGGGAGCAGAAUCUGGAACAGUUUCACAUGGACUGGUUCCGGUUCCGCUGUUACCUGGCCAGCCUCCAGGGCGGUGAGCUGCCCAACCCCAAGCGUCUCCUGGCCUUCGCCUCCCGUCCCACCAAGCUGGCGAUGGGCCGCCUGGGCAUCUUCUCCGUGUCCUCCUUCCAUGCGCUGGUGGCGGCGCGUACGGAGAGCGGGGUCAGGCGGCGGACUCAGGCCAUGUCCAGGUCCUCCAGCAAGCGCAAGAGCAGGUUCUCUUCCCUCUGGGGUCUGGACACUACCUCAAAGAAGAAGACGAAAGACCGACCCAGCAUCAACCAGGUGUUUGCUGAUGGUGAGGAGCCGUUGAGGAAGUCCCUGGAAGGCAUGUUCGAGGACAGCUCCAGGGACAGUGUGAAGGAGAAGGAGGGGUCUGUGAAAAGCAUUCCGCACCACAAUGCAGACAGUGACAUCUGGGUUCCUGACUACCUCACGCCUUCCUGGGUCUGUCUGCCCAAUGACCAGCCGGUGCUGGCCAUUAUCCAGCCAGGGGAGACUGCACUUGACACCCUGGAGAGUGUCUGUAAGGCUCAUCAGCUUGAUCCCAGGAAGCACUACCUUCGCCUAAAAUUUCUAAAGGAGAACCAAGUGCAAUUCUACAUCCCCAGUCCAGAGGAGGAGGUGUGCGACUUGCUGUUCAAGGAGAUAGAAAUUUGCUCCAAAACAACAAAGCUCAUCCAGUUCGACCGAGAUGAAUCCUGCACCAUUGGUUAUGGUUUCUCAGUCACUGUGAUAGAGGAGGACAACAUUCAACAGCUACACAUCUCUCAUGUUAAGGAAGGGGGACUAGCCUUUGCCAAAGGUCUGCAGGCAGGGGAUGAGAUCCUGCAGCUCAACGGGAAGGACGCGGCCAGUCUGAAUGUCUCGGACAUGAGGGCGGCGUUCUCCCAGCCUUCCCUGUGCCUGACCGUCAGUGCAGCACCCGCCGUGGACCCACAGCGGCUGUGCCAGCUGCCCCCGCGCCGGCCCGAGGGGGAGGAAGACCUCUGCACCGACAUCUUCUCCCAGAGCCAGGAAGACAUCCUGGAUGACGGGACAGCGCAGGCACUGCAGAGCCCUGGGGACAGCGUGGACGACGAAGCUGAGAUCUUCAGUGAGACAGAGGAGGGCAGGAAGAGGGGCAGGCAGAGCAAGCGCUCGUGCGACUCCAUCUAUGACAUGCUGCAUCUGAGCACGGAGCAGGUGGCCUCCUUCUGCCGCAGUCUCCAUGACAUGAAUCCCUCGGAGAGCGCCUCCUCGCCCAGCCCGGACUCGCCUGGCCCGCCGCCGCCCACCACCCCACGCCAGCUCACCGACGCAGACAAGCUCCGCAAAGUCAUCAGCGAGCUCGUGGAGACGGAGAGGACCUAUGUCAAAGAUCUCAACUGCCUUAUUGAGAGGUACUUAACGCCCCUGCAGAAGGAGAGCUUCCUCACCCAGGAUGAGCUGGAUGUGCUGUUUGGGAACUUGCCGGAGAUGGUCGAAUUCCAGGUGGAAUUUCUCAAGACACUGGAGGAUGGAACACGACUGGUUCCAGAUUUGGAAACGCUUGAGAGAGUGGAUCAGUUUAAGAAAGUUCUUUUUUCUCUGGGAGGCUCCUUCCUCUACUACGCCGAUCGCUUCAAGAUCUACAGCGCUUUCUGUGCCAGCCACACUAAAGUCCCCAAGGUCCUUGUAAAAGCGAAGACAGACCCAGACUUCAAAGCCUUUUUGGACGUGCGGAACCCCAAACGGCAGCACUCGUCCACCCUGGAGUCGUACCUGAUCAAACCCAUCCAGAGAGUGCUGAAGUACCCCCUGUUACUGAGAGAGCUGCACUCACUGACCGACCCGGACAGCGAAGAGCACUACCACCUGGAUGUUGCCAUGAAGGCCAUGAACAAAGUCGCCAGCCACAUUAACGAGAUGCAGAAGAUCCACGAGGAGUACGGCGCAGUGUUUGACCAGCUCAUCGCAGAGCAAACAGGUGACAAGAAAGAGGUAGCUGACCUGUCCAUGGGUGAUCUGCUGCUGCACACCAGUGUUGCCUGGAUGAACCCACCCACCUCCCUGGGGAAGGGAAAAAAAGACCCAGAGCUGGCUGCCUUUGUCUUCAAAACAGCUGUUGUGUUUGUCUACAAAGACUGCUCCAAGCAAAAGAAGAAAAUAGGAGGAUCACACCGAGCCUCCAUGUCUGACGAAAGAGUCCCCUUCCGGUUCCGUCACAUGAUCUCCACAGAUGCCCUGCAAGUCCGUACCCUAGCAAGUGCAGACGCGGAAGGCUCAGCUAUGUGUGAGCUGGUUCACGUAAAGUCUGAGUCAGAGGGGCGGCCCGAGAGGACAUUCCACCUGUGCUGCAGUUCCCCAGAGAGUAAGAAGGACUUUCUGAAGACGGUGCACUCCAUCCUCCGGGACAAGCAGCGCAGACAGCUGAUGAAGACGGAGAGCCUGCCCCCAAAUCAGCAGUAUGUCCCAUUCGGAGGAAAGCGCCUGUGUGCCCUGAAAGGAUCCAGGCCCACCAUGAACAGAGCAGUCUCUGCCCCCUCUCGCACCCUGGGCCGGAGGAAGCUGGUACGCAACCGCAUUACCGUGGACACAGACAUCGUGUUCGACGGCGCCCCAAUCAGGGACGCACCCAGCCAGCCGGCUACGCCCCCGUCUCCGCCCCAGCCCCCACGGCAGCAGCCGGCCGGAGACACGGACCGCUGGGUGGAGGAGCAGUUUGACCUGGACCGCUACGAGGACCAGGAGAACGUCAAGGAGACAGACAUUCUCAGCGACGAUGAUGAGUACUGCGAGUCGGUGCGCGGCCCAUCGGCGGAGCCCAGCCUCGAGGCCCCAGUGCGAGCGCUGUCCCUGGAGAGAGAGGGGGGCAAGAAGCGGGCAGAGGAGGGGGGCGAGCGAGAGGCCCGGGGAGGCUCCCACGGCCUCAAACUGUCCCACCUGAGGAAGCAGUGCGCGGUGGAGGGCGCUGCUGACCGGGAGGUCAUCUGGGUGCGUCGGGAUGAUUUCGGCAGCGCCCACAACAGUGACAUCUUCUGAGACCUGUAGACGGCGAGAGCAGAAACACGGUGCCUCGUUCAGUAAGCUUUAAACGAGCUUCACGUGAAGACACAUUGGAGCUGGCAUCUUGUUUUCCAAGCCCCAGUCCCCACCCGUGACACAUUAGCAUCAAGCUUUUCUCUAAUGCCAAUGCAUCUGAAAAUAUGAAUUUACCUUACAAAGCAAAAGGGUUUGAA